AAUAUAUUUACUACUGAAUACUUGCUUUUAAGCAAUAAUACCGGACAAAAACAUUCUCGUAUUCGAAACAUUUAUACACCGCCGAACGAUCGUUUUCGAUCUGUAUCUUAUAAAAUCGUUACCGCCACUCGAACUCACAAUAUAUUAUUACGGAAAUAGUGAAAGGCAAUUAAACGGAAUAGGAAUCGGAACGCGCUAGAAGGUGUAAACGAAUUAUAUGGAGAAAAUAUUCAUAUCAUCGCUCUCAUUAAUCAACUAAUUACGAUCUACAGUUCGAUUGUUUUUCCAGUAAAGAAGAAGAACCAAUUACGUAUCAAAGAUAUUACAACUAGACGCCAACAGAACAUGUCUCUCGGGCGUGUGUCAGGGAUACGGAAUAGUAUGCUCAGGGAGCUAGCAAAGAAGGUGACGGUGCCGAAGCUCGUAAAGAAAUCAAGCAAGAGCCGCUCGUUCCAUUUCCGCUAUCUGGAACUAUGUCGCAACAAGAACCUGACACCGCUGGCUGAGAUACGCAAAAAGUCAAAUGAGACCACACUUCUAGAGUUCUAUGCCGACAAGCUGACCGUGAGCGACUGGCUCCUCAUCAUCGAGGCCAUUCACCAUGACUUGACUUUGAAGACCUUAGUGCUGCGCAUGCGUCGCACCUAUGAGCACAAUACAAUUGAUCCCAUCGACACGGAGAAUCGUGCCCGACGCUUUACCCAGCGUCCCGUGAUAUUUACGCGCUUUAUUUUCCGUGCCCUCGUCCAGGCCAUCUCAAAUUGUGUUUUGAGCAACAAGAAUCUCACAGUGGUCAAGUUGGAGGGUCUUCCCCUUUAUGAAGGAUACAUCGAGGGCAUUGCCAAGUCGCUGUCCGGCAACGAACACCUGGAGACAUUGAGCUUCCGCAAGUCCACGCUCGGGGACAAGGGGUGUCAACUGGUUUGCAAUACAGCCAAGUACCUCAACCGGAUAACAAUAGUCGAUCUAUCCGAGUGCAACAUCACUUGCAAAGGGGCCGUUUACGUGGCCGAAAUGAUAAAGAUGCAAAAGAUUUCACGUUUCACGGAGGGGUGGGAGAAAUCGUUGCGCUACCAGACUCCCGAUAUGAACUCAUUGUUGGGCUUGCGCACAGUUCUUCUAGCGAACAAUCCCAAUAUUGGGGACCAAGGCCUCUCAAGCAUCGUCGAGGUGCUGAAGGAGGAUGCCUGGAUAAAGGUCGUCGACAUGCAGGGCUGUGGCCUGACAGAUGUUGGAGCCAAUGAUAUACUUAGCCUACUGGAUCUGAAUACUUUCAUCCAGGAGUUCCAUGUACGCAACAACGAUGGGAUAAGCCAGGCAUUGCAGCGUACCAUUCACGAACGCCUGCUGCCGCCCGAAAGCGAAGUGAAGCAGGAAGUGGAUUUCGAUUCCAACUGGUUGAAAGACGUAGAAAACGGAAUCUAUACCCAGGGCAAGAAGAAUACUAUCGUCAAACUGCUCGCGUACACCAAGUCCGUUGGGGAGCAGCUGGCCUUCGAGCGCAUUCUACGCCAAAAGGCCGAGGACCUGAACUUAAAGCUCAGCAAGCAACUAAUGUGCAAGAACAGCCAGAUGGCCGCUAACAACGUCGCGCAAGGCCCCGAUAUGCCCAAAGAUCAUAUGCAAAUGAAGAAGGACGUCAAAGUAUCGCCGACACCCCGCCAGAUGCGCAAGCCCAACGAAUAUAUGGAAAUGAAGGAAGACUUCCAAGAGUCGCCGACAUAUCGACAGAUGCGCAAGACCAACGAAUAUCUGGAGAUGGAAGAAGACGUCCCAGAGUCGCCAAGAUAUCGCCAGAUGCGCAAUACCAAGGAAUAUAUGGAAAUGAAGGAUAUCGUCCCGGAGUCGCCGAAAUAUCGCCAGAUGCGCCAGACCAACGAAUAUCUGGAGAUGGAAGAAGACGUCCCGGAGUCGCCGAAAUAUCGCCAGAUGCGCCAGACCAACGAAUAUCUGGAGAUGGAAGAAGACGUCCCAGUGUCGCCGAAAUAUCGCCAGAUGCGCAAGACCAAGGAAUAUAUGGAAAUGAAGGAAAUCGUCCCGGAGUCGCCGAAAUAUCGCCAGAUGCGCCAGACCAACGAAUAUCUGGAGAUGGAAGAAGACGUCCCAGUGUCGCCGAAAUAUCGCCAGAUGCGCAAGACCAAGGAAUAUAUGGAAAUGAAGGAAAUCGUCCCGGAGUCGCCGAAAUAUCGCCAGAUGCGCCAGACCAACGAAUAUCUGGAGAUGGAAGAAGACGUCCCAGUGUCGCCGAAAUAUCGCCAGAUGCGCAAGACCAAGGAAUAUAUGGAAAUGAAGGAAAUCGUCCCGGAGUCGCCGAAAUAUCGCCAGAUGCGCCAGACCAACAAAUAUCUGGAGAUGGAAGAAGACGUGCCAGAGUCGCCGAAAUAUCGCCAGAUGCGCCAGACCAACGAAUAUCUGGAGAUGGAAGAAGACGUCCCGGAGUCGCCGACAUAUCGUCAGAUGAGCCAGACCAACGAAUAUCUGGAGAUGGAAGAAGAAUACCGCUCUGAAUCAUCGACUUAUCGCCAGUCACAAUUCGACAGCUCCGUGACCACCUCGGAGUUGAGUCCACGCAGCGACGCGAAAACGCUGCGUCCGUACGAUGAAUCUGAGGAUACCGAUAGCCGUUCCCAGGCAAUGGACCCAAUGGAGUUCAGCCAUUUGGACGUUCGCAAGGUGCGCAGCGAGACGAAAUACGUUGAGAGUAACGUGAAUGAAGGCAAAAAGAAUCGCGAGUCGAAGUCUGAUCACGAGUUCUCCAACGAACUCCACUUCAAGCUUAAGUCGAUGGUGCACUUCGAGCGUGAUAUUGGCGACAGUGCCAACGUGUCCGCCAAACAACAAAAGCGCGAUCGUUACGAAGAAGCUGGAGACGAGCAGCACAUUGGGACAACUGUCAUGGUCAAGGGCGGUCGUAAGCAAGGGCGUGGUCGCAACGAUGGAGGUGGAGAUGCGAAGUGCAACUCGGUGGGGCAAUUCGAGCAGGACAUUGGUCCCACUUCCAUGAUCAAGGACGGCUAUAAGCAAGGAAACGAUCGUAAAGUGGGCGCUGCAGACGGCAAGCAAGACUCCAUGGAGCAAAUCAAGCAGCCAAUUAAGAAGACAGCCAAGGCCGGCCACAAGCAACGGCGUGCUCGUAACGAUGGAGGUGGUGACGGACAGUUCAACUCCAUGGAGCAAUUAGAGCAGCACAUUGGUCCCGCUGUCAUGAUCAAGGACGGUCAAAAACAAGAGCAAGAUCGUAACGAUGGUGGUGGAGACGGCAAGCGUUCCAAGCAGGCAAAACAGCGACGCCGUGCAAAGAUGCCGGACAGUAUCGAUUAACAUGUUUGGUUGCCAUGUAAUGUUUGUCCGUUUUUUGUUUCAUAUUUUAUAAAGCAACCCAAAUUAAUGGGAGUACAAAAAGUA
Drosophila miranda is the source of this 3405-nucleotide messenger RNA. Its product is annotated as protein Cep78 homolog. NCBI's taxonomy places the organism in Eukaryota, Metazoa, Arthropoda, Insecta, Diptera, Drosophilidae. Gene Ontology annotation, cellular component: centrosome. The coding region runs from base 346 to 3321 and encodes 991 amino acids. The record is from RefSeq and is a predicted model, not a curated record. The transcript has 22 exons. Gene Ontology annotation, molecular function: protein binding.